This is a messenger RNA of Hypomesus transpacificus, 2174 nucleotides long. RefSeq names its product glucocorticoid modulatory element binding protein 1 (gene gmeb1). The coding region runs from base 226 to 2163 and encodes 645 amino acids. The record is from RefSeq and is a predicted model, not a curated record. The transcript has 10 exons. Gene Ontology annotation, cellular component: nucleus. Gene Ontology annotation, biological process: positive regulation of transcription by RNA polymerase II. NCBI's taxonomy places the organism in Eukaryota, Metazoa, Chordata, Actinopteri, Osmeriformes, Osmeridae. Gene Ontology annotation, molecular function: RNA polymerase II cis-regulatory region sequence-specific DNA binding; DNA-binding transcription activator activity, RNA polymerase II-specific.
UCAGAUUGCGAGGGGAAUAUCAUCUUAAUAUAUUUUCUUACAUAUUGUACAUCUUAUUCAAAACACCUGUGAUCAUGAUUCCUUUCAAACCUGUAUUUAUUUGGUCAAAUAAUUUAGUGAAAUGUAUUUCGGGACAGAUAGUUUAGGUUGGAAAUCGUCUGCGCUCUAAACUAGCAAACUAGACAGGAGACUACUGUGCAGGAAGUCUAAUCUUACAAACUGCGCAUGCUCAGCGGCUUCUCAGAAUGUAGGGAUGGGCCCGACUUCGUAAAUAGGUGUACUGGGAGUGGCCAGGAGAUGGCAGACACAGAUGUUACAGUGUCCAUGGGGGAUGUUGUGAUGGUGAAGGGUACAGAGGAGGAGGAUGACCCCGAUGACCCCAGUAGAACACAGGUCAUCCUGCAGCUCCAACCAAUCACACCAGGUGUGUUCUCUUACAGUAUGGAUGAGGAAUCUGCAGAGACCGAAGCAGCUGUCGUGGCAGUUGGAGCGCACUCUGACGAAACCACAGUAGAAGGGGAGGAGGUUGAAUUGGGAUAUCCAAUCACAUGUGGAGAGAGCAAGGCUGUACUGCUGAUCAAGAAAUUUGUAUGCCCUGGAAUCAAUGUCAAAUGUGUCAAGUAUGAGGACCAGCUGAUCAGCCCCAAGCAGUUUGUGCACAUGUCUGGUAAAGCCACAUUGAAGGACUGGAAGAGGGCAAUCAGGAUGGGCGGGGUCAUGCUCAGAAAAAUGAUGGACUCGGGACAGCUGGACUUCUACGACCACAGCAGCCUUUGCACCAACACGUGCCGCAGCACCAAGUUUGACCUGCUGAUCAACAACACCAAGUUUCCUCCCGACGGCAGCGGCGUGACCACGCCCACCUCUUCCCAAGCACAGAUAGUCAUAGGAAACGGUGGACAGGUGGCGCUGGGAGACGAAAGGACGGAUGUCCUGAGUGGUGCUAUGGAAUGGAGCACCGCCAGCCUGGCUCUGGAGACGGCAGAGAAGAAGGAGAGCAGCGAGAUCUCAGAGGAGACCCUGAACUUCUGGAAGGGCAUUGUGGACGUGGGUCUGAUGGGGGAGGUGGUGACCAACAUCAGCACAGAGCUGCUGGAGAUGCUGAAGGGCGUGCAGCUACGCAGCGAACAGGCAGCCGUCCAGGACUCUGAUUCCUGUCUGGUGGAGGUGGCCGUGCUCAGUAACCUCGCGCAGGUGUUCGGCCUGCUCGACAACGUCAAGCGGAUCGUGGAGAAACGCCGGCAGCAAACGGACCCGAGCCAGGAACAGGUCCUCCACACCCUCGACAAUCUGGAGCAGCAGUUGGAGGAGCAGAAGAAACAGCAGCAGGCCAGGGUUCUGCUGUCCAACCCGCCGCCCGUCAACAACGUGGGCCAGGCCUCGGGGGGCACCGCCAAACGGCAGGCCAAACGGCCCCGUCUCCAGCGGCCGGCCUCCACCGCACUCCUCACCUCCGCCGUCACCCAGCCAGCCACCCUGCAGCCCCAGCAGUUCACGGUCCUCUCCCCCAUCACCAUCUCCUCCAUGGGCCAGCCCUUCACCAUGGCUGGCCUGCCCAUCGCCACCCUGGCCCAGUCUCCCAACACCGUCACCCUGCACACCAUCCCUGCCAACACCCAGCUCUUCACCCGCUACAUGGUGGGGGGCACAGACGGCAAGACGGAAACCUUCACACUCCAUCCGUCCUCCGGGCUCACUCUGGUGGGCACCACCAUGCAGGACCCCAGCCAGCUGGGCACGAUGGUCAGCCCCAUGGAGCUGGUGCAGCUGACCCAGCAGGCCUCCGGCGUGGAGGGGGACGUGAUGGGCGGGACGGUCCUGGUGCAGGAAGGGGAGGUGGACGAGGGCCAAGGACACACGGUGAUCGAGAUAGACCCGGCUCCUGGAGAGCAGGCCAUGGGGGUGAUGGAGCUGCAGCUGGCUGGGGAGGCUGGUGGGGAGGGGGCCACCAUGGUGGUCCAGGGGGGGAUGGAGAUGGCCAUGGUCACCGGGGGGGAGGGCGAGGUGGUGGAGGGGGAGUCGGAGGAGACGCAGGGGCACAUGGAGGGCCAGACCGGGGCAGAGGGGGUCCAGGGACUGCAGUUGGAUGCCAAUGGACAGCUGUCAGGUCUCCGUAUCAUGGUGAUCGAGGAGGGGACUCAGGUAGAAGACAAGGAGAAAUGAGAAAAGAAAAC